Rana temporaria (common frog) is the source of this 2004-nucleotide messenger RNA. It is a transcript of the gene EFCAB14, whose product is annotated as EF-hand calcium binding domain 14. The record is from RefSeq and is a predicted model, not a curated record. The transcript is spliced from 11 exons. NCBI's taxonomy places the organism in Eukaryota, Metazoa, Chordata, Amphibia, Anura, Ranidae. The coding region runs from base 14 to 1459 and encodes 481 amino acids.
GGGGCGGGCACAGAUGAGUGACAGCCGGGGAUCCGGCAGGAGGAAUGCGAUGGGCUCCGGUGCUCUGUCCGCCGGGCCCCCUCCCCCCUCCACCCCCCAUAAGAAGAUGAAGAAGAGGAAGGAGCUCAACGCGCUGAUCGGUCUGUCCGGGGACGGCAAGAAGAAGGGGGGAGGGGGACACCACCCGCUACUGCGCGCUCCCGACUCCGAGAGCGACACCGACACCGAGGACUACGGGAGCGUCACCGAGAGGCCGGGCCGCUGCGGGAGCAGGGGCGGAGUUCUGCAAUGCUGUAAGGUUUGCUCCCCGGUGUGUGCGUUUAUCUUCCUCGCCGCCUGCGUCAUGGCGUCCAUCGGCCUCGUCUGGAUGCAGAUCGCCCUGAAAGAGAACCUGGACCUGCUGAGAGAGCAAAUGAGAGCCGUGGAGUCCAAUCAGCGGAGUUGUGUUCAGGAGAUCCCGAAGAUGAAGGAAGAUCUGAUCGGGAAGCAGAAGCAGUUGGAUGACGUGGUGGGCGGGGAGCUCGGCCUCCAUAAACUCUGGGCCAACAUCACCGACAUGAACAAGCAGAUCUCUCAGCUCAGCAGUGCGGUCAGCCAGCUGAAGGCCAAUCUGAAGUCGGCCUCCGACCUCAUCAACCUACCUAAGAAGAUGGAGGAGCUGCAGAAGAGUGUUGCCACCCUGGGGAGUACACUGACCAGCGUCCACCAUGAUGUGGAGACUCUACAGACAACCUCGGAGGAGCAGAAGAAGCUGGUGGAGGCUCUGCAGAAAGACGUGGCCGGUGUGACCUCAGCGCUGUCCCCAUCCCCCUCUCCAGCUCCUGGGACACACAGCACUGUACAGGUGGAGAACUCCCUGGAGGAACUGAACUCCACCAUCCUCUACCAUCAGCAGCUGACCGACCUCCAUUUUCUCAGCGUUGACUCCGCCGUCUCCAACAUAAGCCAAAGAGUCUCCAGCCUGGAGUCCAACCUUCUACUCCUCAACCAGAGCGAGAGGAGGGAGAACGUCUCCGGAUCAAACUCCGCAGAUGGUAACCAGCCGCUCAAUUCAACAAAAGCUGAUUCAUCCCAGAAUCCUAAAGAAGUCGCCGAGAUCCAGGAGCAGCUGCAACUCAUUCACGCCUUGACGACGAAACCAGACGGCGAUAAAGCGACCUCCACUAGAAAUACUGAUGGAAAAGAUCCAAUAAUAACCCAAAGUUCUCCUCCGAAAAAGUAUCCGAGAUCUCCGAAGAGGAAACGAAGGUCUCGACUGUCCUCCGCAACAAUAGGGAGGGACGAUCUGGAGGAAGCGUUCCGGAAGUCUUCUCAGGGCGUCGGUGGAAAACUGACAUUUCAGGAUUUGAAGGAGGAGUUUGGCGUUCGUCUGCCGGGUCUCCAUUCGCUGGAGGAAUACGAUGAAGACGGAGACGGUCUUUUCUCUCUCACAGAACUGCGUCCGCUGGUUCGCGUAUAGCGCAUUAAAUUUUGUGACUUGCGUCGUCCUCUCUGCUGCAGAUUCUUCCCGGCUUCCCCCCACUAGUGGGGAUCAUUCACUAGAGACCUGACAGAGCAGCCUCUGGAGCCCCGACAUCCAGCGACGACUCCCCCCCUCCUCCUUUGUGUCAGAGACUAAAGUUUUGUUGUUUUGUAGUUUUUACAUGAGCUUGCCUUAAGUUUGAGGAUUGCACUUUAUGUUGUGUGUAGCACCCCUCCCCCCCCAUCCCAGCCACCAUGAACCCCUCCAGGAAAGAAGAGAAUGGUGCCACCAAUGAAGACGACAACAACUUUCUGGAGCCUCUCAGGGUCUGUCAUGGUGGAUUUCUGAGUGCAGGACCAACGCUUCUUACCUGGAAGGAAAAGGGUUCAAUGAAGGACUGAGCGGUUCGUUUAUUUUUAAUUUGCAGCAGCCGGGAAGUGUGAAGAGCGGACUGCGAAGAGCGCCAAGUGUGAAGAGCGGACUGCGAAGAGCGCCAAGUGUGAAGAGCGGACUGCGAAGAGCGCCAAGUGUGAAGAGCGGAC